Messenger RNA from Gavialis gangeticus (Gharial), 8580 nucleotides. It is a transcript of the gene KLHL24, whose product is annotated as kelch like family member 24. Gene Ontology annotation, molecular function: protein binding. The coding region runs from base 255 to 2057 and encodes 600 amino acids. NCBI's taxonomy places the organism in Eukaryota, Metazoa, Chordata, Crocodylia, Gavialidae. The record is from RefSeq and is a predicted model, not a curated record. The transcript is spliced from 9 exons.
GCAAAGCCGGCGCUCAUUGGCUGGCGGCUCCGUGACGUCACGUGUUUUGGCUCGAGCAGGUCACAUGUUGCUCGGGGGGUUCCUUUGUUGCGAGUCGCGCAGGAGCGGUGAGCGUGGGGAUAGGGGUAGGGCCAUGUUUUGUCAGCUGUUAUGCAAGGAGUCCAGUAACUUCAGUGGUACUGUUCAUCUUUAGCACUGCAAAGAAGAUACUCAGUGAUCUUUUCUCAAUGAUUCUAUAACCAAUUGAUGUAACAAUGGUACUAAUACUGGGACGCAGACUGAAUAGAGAGGAUAGUGGGAUCCGUGAUUCCCCUGCAUCCAAGCGGAAAGUUUUUGAAAUGGACCCCAAGUCCUUAUCGGGCCCUGAGUUCUUUGACUUCUCUUCAGGAUCGUCCCAUGCUGAAGGCAUACUCCAGAUCUUCAAUGAGUUUCGUGACAACCGCUUGUUCACAGAUGUGAUUAUCUGUGUGGAAGGGAGAGAGUUUCCCUGCCAUCGAGCUGUUCUUUCAGCCUGCAGUAGCUACUUCAGAGCUAUGUUUUGCAAUGAUCAUAGGGAAAGCAGAGAGAUGUUGGUUGAGAUCAAUGGCAUUUUUGCUGAAGCAAUGGAUUGCUUUCUGCAAUAUGUGUACACUGGAAAGGUGAAAAUCACUACAGAAAAUGUGCAGUACCUCUUUGAAACAUCAAGUCUCUUUCAGAUUAGUGUUCUGCGUGAUGCCUGUGCCAAGUUUCUGGAGGAGCAGCUGGACCCUUGUAACUGCCUGGGAAUCCAGCGGUUUGCUGAUACGCACUCACUCAAGACACUGUUUACCAAAUGCAGGACCUUUGCACUGCAGACAUUUGAGGAUGUGUCUCAGCAUGAAGAAUUUCUUGAGCUUGGGAAAGAUGAGCUUAUUGACUACAUUUGCAGUGAUGAACUGGUGAUCGGUAAAGAAGAGAUGGUAUUUGAAGCAGUCAUGCGCUGGGUUUACCGUGCAGUUGAGCUGCGAAGGCCAGUGUUACAUGAACUUCUGACACAUGUGAGACUCCCUUUAUUACACCCUAACUACUUUGUUCAGACAGUGGAAGUAGACCAACUGAUUCAGAAUUCUCCAGAGUGUUAUCAGCUGCUGCACGAAGCAAGGAGAUACCAUAUACUUGGUAAUGAAAUGAUGUCCCCAAGAACUAGGCCACGCAGAUCAACUGGUUAUUCUGAAGUAAUAGUUGUAGUUGGAGGCUGCGAACGAGUUGGGGGUUUUAAUCUGCCAUAUACUGAAUGCUAUGAUCCUGUGACAGGAGAGUGGAAAUCUCUGGCUAAACUCCCGGAAUUUACGAAGUCUGAAUAUGCAGUAUGUGCUCUGCGGAAUGAUAUCCUAGUUUCAGGUGGAAGAAUAAACAGCCGGGAUGUCUGGAUUUAUAACUCUCAGCUUAACAUUUGGAUCAGAGUUGCCUCCCUAAAUAAAGGCAGAUGGAGACACAAAAUGGCUGUCCUUCUUGGUAAAGUAUAUGUAGUUGGAGGCUACGAUGGGCAAAGCCGACUCAGCAGUGUAGAAUGUUAUGAUUCGUUUUCUAAUCGAUGGACAGAGGUGGCUCCGCUGAAGGAAGCUGUGAGUUCUCCAGCAGUGGCCAGCUGUGUGGGCAAGUUAUUUGUGAUUGGUGGCGGUCCUGAUGACAAUACCUGCUCUGACAAGGUUCAGUCCUAUGAUCCUGAUACCAAUUCUUGGUUGCUCCGUGCAACUAUCCCAAUUGCAAAGAGAUGCAUAACAGCUGUAUCUCUAAACAAUUUGAUCUAUGUUGCCGGGGGGCUUACCAAGGCAAUAUACUGCUAUGAUCCAGUUGAGGAUUAUUGGAUGCAUGUACAGAACACAUUCAGCAGACAGGAAAAUUGUGGCAUGUCUGUAUGUAAUGGCAAAAUCUAUAUCCUUGGUGGAAGACGAGAAAAUGGAGAAGCCACAGACACCAUUCUCUGUUAUGAUCCUGCAACGGGCAUUAUCACAGGAGUAGCAGCCAUGCCCAGGCCAGUAUCGUAUCAUGGCUGUGUGACAAUUCAUAGAUAUAAUGAAAAGGGCUUUAAACUGUAAAGAUUGUGUGAAAGAUUCCAGUGACCUGAUGCAAGACAAGAUUUUUAAAGAUUACUAAAACAGGAAACUGACCUUUCCUUAAAGAUCAUGGGAAAAUAAAUUCCUGGUGCCUAUUCGAGAAGGAGAUUAAACACAUGCAUAGAUUUAAUCAAUUAAUGCUUAAAAGGAAAAAAAAAAACUAUGUAAUAACUACAAUGCAGUCAUUUCUGCUCUGCAUUUUGGUCUGACAGCAGUGUUAAAUAUUGUAUUAAUUUUUAGGUUGUACCACUUUCUGUUUAAUCGAUAAUUUACAAUGCUGGAUAUGUUGUUGGGAAAGUGCCUUCACAAAUAUUUGUGGUUGUAAGGAAUGAUGUCUGCAUUUGCAGUCUAUUAAUAGAAACCAUUUAAUCACGUAAACCUUCAAAGAAUUAUUUAAUUGUAAAGUGUGCAUAUCCUUCUGAUUUGAUAAGUACUACAUUCUUUUUACAAAACAAAUUGCUUGCCUUACCAAAAUGAUGAUGAUAUUUCAGGAUCACCCACUACUCGGGACUUUUUUUUUAACUUAGUGCUUUAUAGGAAAAAAAUGUUUAAAAUCCUUGAGAAAUAUUAUUCUUUGUUAGUGGACGAUAGAGAACGAAGAUGUAAGUUUGUUUGCUGAGCUACUGCAAAAUAUUGCGAUAGCUCUUGUUUCCUUAUCACUAUGGACCUUAAUCAUAGGUUGCUAAGAAUUUAUUCAAAGUCCUACAAAUACAGGACAGUAUACAUAUUGAGAAACUAAUGAUCCAGAGUGUGUACCUAUAUUUGUGAAGCAAUUUUGUGUCUUCCCUUAAUUGUACAGAUGAAAUCUGAUGGUUCCUAGUUUAAUUUUUUUUUUUUACUAAUGCAAGGUACUCUUCAGCUGCUCAGUGAAUAGGGACCAGUAGUUGAGGGGUACUUCUAUCUCUCCAGUUUCCAUCAUAUAAACUGUCUGGUGAUAGAAUCAGGGGCUACAGGCCUAACUCCAUAGCUUUUAUAAAUUGGGCUUUGGGGUAUCUCAUUAUGCAAAGGUUGGGUGUACUUGCUAACUGUAUUUUAGGUCUUUUUCAGACAAUCAUUUCUCCCCCUCUUCUCUCAGAAUGGUUAAGUUUUUUGCAUAACUCUAGAAUAGCUGUUUUUCCAGACUGUUGCCAAAGAACCCAUCCAUUUAGCCACAUGAAAACUUUCAUGUAGCAUGUUUCACUAAGGCUAAGGACAAAUAUUGCAUUUGUCCUGGCACAAGUUGUGCCUCUUUUGUCAUGGAACAGAAAAAUCCCAAAAUGUAAUGCGUACAUGCUGCCCUUCCUAUCAGGGUUUAAUGAGCAGCUGAAUACACUGCUGCUUUUCUGCCACUGAUGCAGUCGAUAGAGUCCUGGGACAACUGUUCAGACAUAUUUUGUAAUGUUCUGGGACAAACAGUAAGCACUUCUUAUGUUGUGAACCUUUUUAGUGGUUGUCCUAGGGCAGUGGACAUGGAUGUCUGAAUAGUUCACUUUGUCCUCUGAUUUAAAAUGGCUUUCUCCCAGAACAGAUGCAACUUCUGUUUUGUACCCUGAUUUAAUUUUAAUUUUUGAGCAUUAGUGACUUCCAAAGUAUUGCCCCAUAUUUUGGCCCAGUGCUUUUCAGUUAACUCUUGCUAAAGUUCUUCUUCCCAUUCCUGCUUGGAUAUCUGGACAUAUUUCUCACACUAUAAGCUUUGUAGAGUUGGGGAACAGGUUCAUGAAAUGUCAAGUAACAAUUGAGGAUUUGCGUGUGGAAGGGGUGCUUGUGCACCAGUUCCCAAUGAUCACCAAAAAGGUGGAGAUCAAUACUCUCAUGACACUCUUCCUCACUGUGGAACCUCUCUAUAAGAACAAUUCUGCCAUCAUGAGCUAGCAAAGGAAAGCAUGUGGUCUGUGCAAGAACAGCUCUGGUCUGCAACAGGUCCCAUGAGAUUUAGCAAUUUAAACCUUUACUUUGUGGAGAAUGGAAACAAACACAUGCACAUGAGAGGAGACUAAAUAGACUAGGAUUUGUUUUAGUGUAGAAAAGAGUAGCUUGAUGGGGAACAUGAUGUAGAUCUACAAAAUGUUAAAUAGUAAAGAGAGAGCAAAUGGGGAUUUAUAUCCUCUAGUUCUAGUACUUUGAGAGAUCAUAAAUAAUAAAGUGAAGCUAUUGGAUAACGAGUAAGUGCUUUUUCACACAGUUUGUUAACUAACUUAUAUAACUCAUUGCCACAGGAUGUUGUGGAGGCAGAUUCUUUGACCCAGUGCAAAAAGAGAAUUGAUGAAUCAGCGAACUACGAACUAGUAACUAGUGAAUCAGUUGCUGAGCAUGUGUGCCACCAUGGUCCUAAAUGGGAAACAAGUCAGUAGUUUAGAAAAGAGGAGGGGGCAGGAAUUGUGUAAAGCUUGCCCUUUCCUAGAUUUCUUUGGUCCCUGUUCACCAAGCCUGACUUUUUAAAAAGGUAAUACCAGCACACGUGAAUAAGGUCCGUUGACAGCAGUGAUAAUUGCACAGGAACUGUUGUUCACUAAUAUGGUAAAUAACUUGUGCCAUCAUUGUAAGUGAAAAACUAAAUGUGUUAGAAGUAUCUGAUCAGAGUUUUUGAAAAGAGAGAUUUCUCUCUACUAUGCCUAUUACGUAUUGAUAAAUUCUUGGUGGGUUUUUUACUAUUAGUCCUUAUAGUAAGCUGAAAUGUGUGUGUUUGUUUUUUUUGUAAGCAUUUAGAAAUGUUGUUUGUGUGGAAAUAACUUCUAAUUUACAUUUACGAUUGUAUUGCACCUCUGUAAACACAACUCAUUGCUUUUUAUGAUUCUGAACAUUCAAUCUAUAUUCUAGUAUUUUGUCCUUUUUGUAUGUAUCUUGUUACUGUUACAUAAUAACUUCUAAGUAGUUGCUUACUGUACCAGUAUACAGAGUAGCUUUUAUGUAAAAGACCAUUUUUAAUGCAGUUCCAUACACCUGUAGCAAUAAUGGAACAGCGCGGUGAUUUAACUAAAAUGGCAAUGCUAUUUAUGCAGUAAUUUCUUAAGUAAACACUCAACAUACUUUGCUUUGGACUUAGUAUACAUAGUUGCAGUUAUGACCCAUUCUGUUAAUAUUUUUAAAUUUAUAGAAGAAAAUUAGUUGAUUUCUUUUGGCAUACAGAGAAUGUAACUUUUUUUUUUUUUUAGAGGCGUUGAGUUUUAUUAAUGAUCCCUGUUCUUGCAUCUUUUUUUUUCCUCCAAGGCAUUUCAUUUGGGGGCAAAAGAAUUAAAAGAUUAAGGCUUCUACUUUUGAUUGCAGCUUGCAUGCUCCAGUAAAAAAGUAGAUUCUGUUUGUUUUUCUUUUUGCUAAUCUGAGAGAAAAUACUGAAGUGCCUUCUAGCAUAAUCAAAGAAUGUCCGUGAUGAAUAAUAAUAGAUGUGCUAGCAUCAGGUAAUGAUAUCGAGGAUAUACGUCAGAGUAGCCAUUCUUUUCAAGCUUUUCCACCCGCCUAGGAAAUCACUUAAUUUGUCUAAUAUUUUGCUAACAAAAUGAUGUAAUAACUUGUUAAGCAUUCAUCUUUGAAAGAAGUUUAUAGAUUAAGCAUAUUCUUCUGUUUUUAAUGUCCAUAAGCUUUCACUCUGUUCACCUGAAUCUGGAUAUUUGGUACUUUAAUUCAACUUGCCUAUCAAGAAUGUUCCAUCCAAAUUUGAGUAUAGCAUCUUAGUGGAAUCUACAGUCUGCUGCUUUUACAUGUAUCAUGAGUGCCAUCAGCUUUUCAGUCAUGGGCGUGUUAAUUGCCUAUAGACACUACUAGGCAAUUCAUUUUUGGUAGGUUUUCCCACCUCCCCCAGAUGUCUAAAGAACUUUUAGAACUUUCUCCAUUUGUACCCUCAGUUCAUCAGCAAGGCAUGCCUGCUGUAGACUUCAAGGAUUAAGCACUGUGUUUUCUUAUCAGUGACCAGGUGGGAUUUCUGUGUAUUUUUAUUUUUGACUCCUGCACCAAUACAAUCAGCAUCCAGAAAUGCUUUAAUAUUCUCACUGCAUGGUGCACAGGUACCUUUUACUCAGGUGAUACUGGUAUGGACUCCUUCUGUUUUCAUCUAUUCAGGACUCUGUGGGAUUUUCAGCAUUCUUCAGGUUUUAGGGAAAGGGUGGCAAAGGGGGUGGCAGGGAGGGGUGGAAGUGUUUACCCAGAUAGAGGAGAAGUUCAAAGAUGCUUUGGACCUUUCUGCUUGAACAGAGAACGUUGAUGAUUGUUAGGGUGUCUUCCAUGAAAUGGAGUUGGAUAUUCUAUGAUUGCUCAGGUCAUCCCAUCUCUGAAUUGGUGAGUUGUAAGGACACAAGAAGUAAUCGGUUUCCUGCUAUUUAAGAUCCCUUCUGCAACAUGAUGUGUAUGUAUUUUUUGGGAGGGGCUGGGGGAGAGGCGUGCAUUGGACCUUCAUUGCUCUUGACCCAAACGUGGAGGCAAUGGACUUGUAAACUUAUUCUUUUUCCAAAGAAAAUAAACAGAAAGAAACAAAAUGGGAAGUGGAAAAAGUAUUGCAUAUUAAAUUCCAUUCCAAACGCAUUGCAUUUGUUUGGUUGUCAAGGUUGUUGCAAAUGAUAUCUUUGAGAUGCUCAUUAUUCCAGCUGUUGAGGUAUAUUUGACAAAAAGAUUUCAUGUUUGGCAUCUGAUCAUGUUCAGCUUAAGAGAAGAAGAUGUAUAUAUUGAUAUACUUUAAGAAAAAGAAUCUAGUGAUAAAGCUAAGGAAAAACAAAGGUUCAGUUUUCCUGCUUGCCCAGUUUGGACAAGACUCAUCUGGUUUUCUCUGCUGUUGAAGAUGGCAAUAGCCCAUUCAAGAAGAUUAUGAAACUUGCCAGGCUUGAUGGUUCAGAAGCAAAGCAGAUGUUUUCAUUUGAACUUAGACUCUUUUGAAUACAAGAAGGCACAAAUGAAGUACCAAUGAAGUUUGGUAUAAGAGUCUGAGUCCUAAGACUGAAAAGGAGUCUGCUAGGUGGUAUAGAAUUUCAAGCAGAAACUUGAUAUUUGGUAUGGGGCCAAACAAUGCUUUUUCACACAUGUAGCAUGCAAGUUUUCUUUAAUACACUCUUACAAGUCAAGACUUGAGGUAGACUUACUAAAAAUCUGGUUAUAUUUUUAUUUUUUGAACAUGUAGGUUCAAUGAGAACUAUAGCAAAAAGAGUAGUAACCAACCUCCCAUCCAUUCCCCAAGGCUGGAUUUGUAAGUCACAACCACAGUUCGGAGACGCUGACAAUACUUGCCAGCAGUUACAAAUAACUGAGAUUAUUUGUGCACAAGCGUCCAUGUAAUAUAACUUAGCAGCAUAUAUCCAUACAUUACGUUACCUUCAGAGAGUGCUCUUGUAACGAGAGAUCUCAUAAUGCUUCAGUUGAUACUUUUAAUUAUUCAUUUAUAUGUAGCUGCUUUUGUGUGUGCAUAAUUUUCUGACCAUUUUUUAGAAGCGUGUAUGAUCAGUUAUAAAUAUGUAAAGCUUUUGUAUGUAGCAUGUUAGCUAUAUUUAAGUAAUGAAGACCAAUAUAUAGUUGCAACUUGCUUGGUAUCACUGGUUCCAAAGAAAAUAUUUUUAGCAUUCAAGGCACAGAUAUUUUUGCAACUCUUUAACUUGUUCUCAAUAUGAGAUUGGAUCAUUCCUGCUGGAUUCUCAUAUUUUGUGAAGGUCAGUCGUGCUGCCAACAACAGUAAAAUCCUAAUCAACUAAAGUAACUUCUACACUUGUUAAUUAAAAGAACAGUUAAAUCCAUUGAUGCAGAAUGUGCAUACUUCUGGCUUAAAAGUGAUGGGAGGAUUUAGUCAGGCAAAAUUAAUUGUGGUGAGAUGGUCUCUCCCUUUUCCCCCCUCUCCCCCAUUCCCAAUUUUUCUCUUUCCCAGAACUGCCUCUGACACGAGAGAAUUUUAGUUUUGUUAACCAGCUGUCCUUAAUGUGUAUAAUAACCCUUUUUUGUUGUUUGUUUGUUAAUAGCCUGUAUUAUAGUUCAGGAGAGUCUGACACAUCCGUCAGAAAUAGCUUUAGGACAACAGAUUUUAUUUUGUUUUCCUAGAAUACAUAAUCUGAAGCAAUAGUACAAUGCAGAACAGCAGUAAGUGAGACCAAGAGACUUGAAUAUAAUGUACAACAGUGAACACUUGACCCACAGGUCUAUUUUCCUUCAUUACACUCCCAUAGGAACUUUUAAAUCACUUAAUAAAGGAAAGGGAAUACAUCUGCUAAUCUUCAUACUGACUUGAUAUGUAUUUACAGAAAAUGAAAUGGUUUUAAAAGCUCGACCAAGAGUUAAUCUCUCUUUCAGGAACAAACUGGUACAGCAGAAAUGAAACAUGAAUAGAAGUGCAGACCACUUAUGUACCAGACUCAGCACAUUAAUUUGCAUAAAGCCAGUUUUUUAAAUCCUCAGUUCUGUUUGGACAGUGGGAAAUUUUUUUUGUAAUAUAACACAACAUUUCAAUAACAUUUUAUGUACCUGUUAUAUUUAAAUGUAUUUCUUGCAUAAUUCUUUAAAAGUUUUUUUUGUUCUGUUUUUUAAGUUCAAUGAAUCUAAUAAACACUUGUCUUUUCAAAUA